AUGGAUUCUAAUAGGAUAGAACAUCCAUCAUGGUUUAAUACAAGACAGAUUGAGUCUGAUUUAUAUUUAACAACAGAAGAUUAUUAUUAUUACGGCAAUCGUUCGAAUAGCUGGCUUAUACGUGGAACAAGUCGAGAUGUUAUUAUUGAUACUGGUCUCGGUCUGUGUAAUUUAAAUAAACAUUUAGAAAAACUUGGAUUAUUAGAUAGUAAUCGCCAAUGUAUUGUUAUUUGUACACAUUCUCAUUUCGAUCACAGUGGUGGUGCACACCAUUUCAAUAAUGUACUAAUUCAUCAAGGUGAUUAUGAAGGAUUGAGUACUGGUGACGAAUCAGCAACACUAAACUGGUCUCGUCCAUCACAUUAUCAUGCUCAACCAUAUGCAGAUUUCUCUGCAGAUCAAUAUAAAGUUCCACCAACAAAAUGUACGCCUAUUGAGGACGGUCAUCGAAUUAAUCUUGGUGCUAAUGAUGAUGACAUAGAAAUAAUACAUGUACCUGGUCAUACACCUGGUAGUAUUGUUUGCUAUUACCCAAAGAAAAAGGCUUUAUUUACUGGUGAUUUCGUUUAUGAAUGUGAAAAUGGUAAAUAUCUGUAUGAUCAUUUACCAACAUCAUCAAUUCAUGAUUAUUUAAAAAGUGCUGAGUAUAUGAUUGAUUGGUUAAAUAAGCAUAAGGAAGUAGAAAAAUUUUAUCCCGGACAUUAUGAGACACUCAAUAGAAUGCGUUUUGAAAAAUUAUUGGAACAAUAUAUUUAUUCAAAGCAAUAG
This is a messenger RNA of Rotaria sp. Silwood2, 768 nucleotides long. Lineage: Eukaryota; Metazoa; Rotifera; Eurotatoria; Philodinida; Philodinidae. The record is from the annotation of a GenBank genome assembly.